AGGGCAGGGCUAGCGAGGGCGGGAGAAGUUGCAUAGCAAGAGGAGAUCGAGUGGAAGCAGACGUCUUGGCUGCCGUAUCUUUAAUCUAUUUUUUCUCGGCGCCAGCAAGUCCUGAUGGCUUCGGCGGCGCAUGAGGCAGCGAGGAGCCUCGAGGCAGGCAACCACAUCCACCAGCUCAAGGCUGGAAACGGUGGCGGCGGCGUCGGGCUGAGCAAGGAGGAGAUGCGCCACGGUCACGGUCACGGUCACGGUCACGGUCACGGUCGCACCGCCCACAACAUGUCGUCGUCGUCGCUGCGGAAGAAGUCGGAUCUGUCGCUGGUGUCCAAGGUGCGGUGGGGCCUCCUCCGCAGUUUCCUCACCAAUCUGCAGGAGAUCUUCCUGGGGACUAAGCUUUUCGUGCUCUUCCCCGCCGUACCCCUUGCCAUUUUCGCUCACUAUUUCCACUUCGGUCGCGCCUGGCUGUUUGUUCUGAGCUUGCUUGGCCUCACCCCACUUGCUGAGCGUGUCAGUUUUCUCACAGAGCAGAUCGCAUACUAUACUGGUCCGACUGUUGGAGGGCUUCUAAAUGCAACAUGUGGAAAUGCCACAGAGAUGAUAAUAGCUAUGUUCGCAUUGCAUCAGGGGAAAAUUGAUGUGGUGAAGUGCUCUCUAGUGGGAUCCAUCUUGUCUAACUUGCUGCUUGUUCUUGGAAGUUCCCUUUUGUGUGGGGGACUUGCUAACCUCGGUAAAGAGCAAUUAUAUGAUCGAAAGCAAGCUGAUGUGAACACUGGGCUUCUACUACUGGGUGCUCUAUGCCACUUGCUGCCACUGUUGUUCAGGUAUGCCUUGAACUCUGGCGAGCAUGUAGGUGCCACCGUUCCGACAUUAGAGUUGUCGAGAGCAUGCAGCAUUGUUAUGCUUCUUGCAUAUGCGGCUUAUCUUUUCUUCCAACUGAAGACCCAUCGCCAACUCUUUGAAUCGCAAGAGGGAGAUGAUGACAAUGAUGAUGUGAUCUCCGAAGAUGAGGCUGUCAUUGGAUUCCCAAGCGCAUUGGCUUGGUUAGCUGGCAUGACGGUUGUGAUUGCAGUACUGUCAGAGUAUGUUGUUGGGACCAUCGAGGCAGCUUCAGAAUCUUGGGGAAUAUCUGUGAGCUUUAUUAGUAUUAUCCUGCUACCAAUUGUCGGAAAUGCAGCGGAACAUGCUGGUGCCAUCAUAUUUGCAUUUAAGAAUAAGCUGGACAUUACUCUUGGAGUCUCCUUGGGUUCAGCAACUCAGAUUUCCAUGUUUGUGGUUCCAUUAAGUGUCACUGUGGCAUGGAUAAUGGGAAUUCAAAUGGAUUUGGAUUUCAAAUUAUUGGAGACUGGUUCACUCAUCCUAGCAAUAUUAGUGACAGCCUUCUCUCUGCAGGAUGGGACUUCGCAUUACUUGAAGGGACUUAAUCUUCUACUUUGUUAUAUAGCAAUUGGGGCAUGUUUCUUUGUCCUGAAAACACCAUCACAUCAAGCAAAUGACAUUAAUCUUGGUGUUUCAACUGCUAGAUCGAUGGUUCUGGAUGCCUAAUCAGCAUAGCGUCUCCAUGGGCAAAUAUUGCAGUGCUGGAAGAUACUAAAAUGUCUUUAAUUCCUCUUCAGCGCAAUCUGAGUGAAGGAAGCACAGCUUUGAACCCAUAAAUGCGAGGGCAUUAUUUUGUUCUUUAAAGGCUUAAUAAGUACAGGGACCAUUGCCGAAACGCGCUUAUAUUUAUCACCACUGCAUUUUUCCCCUCAAUUUGCCUUUUCCAGGCACAGAAAAAGUCCCAUGUGUUCCAUGUAUUGCGUGUUCUUUCUUAUGAUUCUAUUUAAUUGCGAGGUUGUUGAUUUCUUGUUUAAUUUCAA
Messenger RNA from Ananas comosus (pineapple), 1856 nucleotides. RefSeq names its product vacuolar cation/proton exchanger 1a. Gene Ontology annotation, molecular function: calcium:proton antiporter activity. Gene Ontology annotation, biological process: calcium ion transmembrane transport; intracellular calcium ion homeostasis. Lineage: Eukaryota; Viridiplantae; Streptophyta; Magnoliopsida; Poales; Bromeliaceae. The record is from RefSeq and is a predicted model, not a curated record. Gene Ontology annotation, cellular component: plant-type vacuole membrane. The transcript is spliced from 12 exons. Bases 115 to 1542 code for a protein of 475 amino acids.